This is a messenger RNA of Suncus etruscus (white-toothed pygmy shrew), 1196 nucleotides long. It is a transcript of the gene PEX10, whose product is annotated as peroxisomal biogenesis factor 10. Bases 33 to 1082 code for a protein of 349 amino acids. The transcript has 5 exons. Gene Ontology annotation, molecular function: zinc ion binding. Gene Ontology annotation, cellular component: peroxisomal membrane. Gene Ontology annotation, biological process: protein import into peroxisome matrix. The record is from RefSeq and is a predicted model, not a curated record. Lineage: Eukaryota; Metazoa; Chordata; Mammalia; Eulipotyphla; Soricidae.
GGGCGUGGCCACCGGCGCCCGGAGCCGCUGUCAUGGCGCUCACCCGGGCCAGCCCGCCCGAGGUGGUGCGCGCCGCGCAGAAGGACGAGCACUACCGGAGCGCGCUGCGGAGCGCGGCGGGCGGCGCCGUGCACAGCCUGGCGGGAGCCCGGCGCUGGCUGGAGUGGCGCCGGGAGCUGGAGCUGCUGGCCGACGCCGCGUACUUCGGGCUGACCACGCUGGCGGGCUUCCAGACGCUGGGCGAGGAGUACGUGGGCGUGGUGCAGGUGGAGCGCGGCGGCCGGCGGGUGCCGUCGGCGGCGCGGCGCGCGCUGCUGGUGGCGCUGCACUGCCUGCUGCCCUACGCGCUGGACCGCGCGCUGCUGCGGCUGGAGCUGGCCCUGCAGCCCGACCCGCGCCGCGCCUCCCUGGGCGGGCCGGCCGCCGGCGGGCGCGGGCCGGGCUCGGGCUCGGGCCGCGCGGGGGCCUGGCGCUGGCUGCAGCGGCGCGCGGCGGGCCUGGGCGAGCCGCGCAGGAAGCUGCUGCUGCAGGGCCUGGCGGGGCUGCGGCGCGCGCUGGACGGGCUGCAGCGCCUCCACGUCGCCUGCUUCUACCUCCAGGGCGCCUUCUACCACCUGUCCAAGAGGGCCGCGGGGGUCACCUACGUGAGUGCCCCGCCCCGCUGCCAGCGACCCUGGGUCACGGCUCCCCGCCGCCCGCAGCUCCGCGCCCCCCGCCUCCAGGCCGAGGACCCGCGGGCCCGCGCGAGCUACCGCCUGCUGGGGCUGCUGUCGCUGCUGCACCUGGCGCUGGUCCUAAGCCUGCAGCUCUACGGCUUCCGGCAGCGGCAGCGGGUCCGCCGAGAGUGGCCGCUGCCCCGCUGCAGCGCUCAGCGCAGGAGCCACGCAGAGGACCGAGCGGGCGCCCGGAACUCCCUGUGCACGCUGUGCCUGGAGGAGCGGCGCCACACGGCCGCCACGCCCUGUGGCCACCUCUUCUGCUGGGAGUGCAUCACGCAGUGGUGUGACACCAAGACGGAGUGCCCCCUGUGCCGGGAGAAGUUUGUGCCCCAGAAGCUGGUCUACCUGCGACACUACCGCUGAGCCAGGGUCUGAGGCCUGAACAGCACAGGAGCCCAGGCCCUUAGGGCACAAUGUCUGCCUGUCCCCAGCCAAAGCUGUUGGAAUAAAAGGAUUACCUCCCUUGGAGACAAGGUA